UGUACACUGAAACUUGACGCUUAAUGCUCCACCAACUUGCCCUGAAGAAGAUGUCGUCUGGGUGUAGCAUGGACGGAUUUGUCUCUCUGCUGGUCAUCCUAGGUCUGACCACUGGUUUCAACGGGUGUCUAUGUUCUUGCUGGACGGAUGGGUUGAUAAAAGCUGGGAAAUAUCUACAAUAUUCAGACUUUGCCGAAGUGCCUCACAGCUCAGUAUUCUCAUGUGCUGCGGAAUGCUACAAAUAUGGAAUUUGCAAAUCAUUUAACUUCAAUAAGAAGACAAAAUCUUGUUCUCUAAAUUAUGAAGAUGAUGUACUGAGAUCUGAAAACCUGAUCGCUGCUGACAAUCGGAUGUACAGUAAAAUUGAGGGAUGGCCAAAGGUGAGGAUAGCAGGAGCUUGUAUGAACCAGAUCUGCGCAAAGCAUGAGAAAUGUGUGCUGACACGCGUCGCCAGUUCUGUCUGUGAGACCAGUCCGUCCUAUGGAGUUACCUACACAACAGAGUUCAUCGUCUCCACUCGGAAACUGAACUGGAAAGACGCAGCAGCUGAAUGCCUGCGACAACACGGGACCUUAGCUUUCGUCGACACUCCCACAAAACAACAGGAAAUAGAAGACCUGAUGAAAGGGAAAGGUGUGACAGACUUUGUGUGGUUGGGGGCGUCUCGUGUUGAGGAAGAAGACACGUGGAAGUGGCUGGAUGGGCGAAAACUCAACUUUAAAGCCUGGUCACGUCAUAAUUCACAACCGAAUAACUAUGGAGGGAACCAGGACUGUCUUGCCGUCAUCUACAAAGAUGCCACAUGGUCUGACUGGUUUGAUAAUGUUUGCUUAAGGGAAUUUUAUUUCAUGUGCGAAUUUAUACGGAAGCUAUAGCUAUUAUCGUACACGUAACCGAGAUGCGAGGACGUAUACCAUCCGCAUGAUGGGUCUUUUCACAGGGGGGCACGGGUGGCCCAGUCGCCUAAGGCACCGCAAUUCGCUAUACAGAGUUGCGUCCCUUGGGCACACCAGAAACCUAUGAUUGUGCGGAUGCUGUGAUUUGGUGGUGCUUAGUCUGUGAGAAGAUAGCUCAUUCCAUGUGUUUAGACCGUAAACUAAAUGUGUAUUCCGUUUAGGGUUUAAUCACAUUUGUAAACAUGUUUAGAUCUAAACAUGUCGUGUAAGUGUUGACAAUCUAAGCACAUUGUUUACAGUGUAAGUUAUGGCUGAGGUAGGGCAGGGGAGAUUAUAUCGUGAUGGUUAUUUACGCUACCUGUUAAUACCAUAAGUGACUAUGCACUAAAUAACCGUUAUUCAUUAUUUGCCCCCUAUAAAAAUGGCUAUUCUGUUAGUAAGUCACGUGACGACAAGGUCCACCUUGAACCGGAUAUGAAUGCGUAGCAGAUGAACAGAAGUAGACUUGAUGAGUGAGUGAAUAAGUAUGAUCUUACGCUGCUUUUAGCAAUAUUCCAUCAAUAUCACGGCGGGGGACACCAGCAAUGGGCUUCACACAUUGUACCCACGUCGGGAAUCGAACCCGGGUCUUCGGAGUGAAGAGCGAACGCUUUAACCACUAGGCUACCCGACCGCCCCUUAGACUUGAUGAACUUGAUGAGUCGAGGAGUCGACUGGAAUAUCGAGGAACUGCUGUGUUGUGUUAUUUCUUGUCCGGGAGUGGACAUUUAAAUUCAAAUACAAGUUUAUCACGUACAUCUCGACGUCCCAAUCCAUCCGUCUCGAUUUUCUCAAGAUUUGAAUUUAAGUGAUUAGGGUUUACCAUGGUUUGUUUAUAUUUAUCAUCACAUAUAAUUGCAACUAUCUUCAAGGUAUGGUUAAUACGUUGGCAUUUAAAAUGCGACAGUCAUCUGCCAUCAAUAAUUUCGUUUUAGCUGAAGAUGGAACCCACUUGUUUACGUGUGCUUCAGUUAAUGGUUUUAAUUUUACAGUAUUACAGUGUUGUGGUGGUAAUAUCGAAAUAUGUUUUGGGCGUAUUAACCAAGUGUUGUUGUGGUAAUAUUGAUGUUGUUUUGGGGGUAUUUACCAAGUGUUGUGGUGGUAAUAUUGAUAUUGUUUUGGGGGUAUUAACCAAGUGUUGUGGUGGUAAUAUCGAAUUUUUUUUGUGGGUAUUUACAAAGUGUUGUGGGGGUAAUAUCAAAAUUGUUUUGGGGAUAUUUACAAAGUGUUGUGGGGGUUACAUCGAAAUAUGUUUUGGGCGUAUUUACCAAGUGUUGUGGUGGUAAUAUUGAUAUUGUUUUGGGGGUAUUUACCAAGUGUUGUGGUGGUAAUAUUGAUAUUGUUUUGUUGGUAUUUACCAAGUGUUGUGGUGGUAUUAUUGAUAUUGUUUUGUGGGUAUUUACAAAGUUUUGUGGGGGUAAUAUCGAAAUUGUUUUGGGGAUAUUUACAAAGUGUUGUGGGGGUUACAUCGAAAUUGUUUUGUGGGUAUUUACAAAGUGUUAUUGGGGUCAUAUCGAAAUAUGUGUUGGGGGUAUUUACCAAUUGUUGUGGAGGUAAUAUUGAUAUUGUUUUGGGGGUAUUAACCAAGUGUUGUGGUGGUAAUAUCGAAAUUGUUUUGUGUGUAUUUACAAAGUGUUGUUGGGGUUAUAUCGAAAUAUGUUUUGGGCGUAUUUACCAAGUGUUGUGGUGGUAAUAUUGAUGUUGUUUCAGAGGUAUUUACCAAGUUUGUGGUGGUAAUAUUGAUAUUGUUUUUUGGGUAUUUACAACGUGUUGUGGGGGUAAUAUCGAAAUUGUUUGGGGGGUAUGUACAAAGUGUUGUGGUGGUCAUAUCGAAAUUGUUUGGGGGGUAUGUACAAAGUGUUGUGGUGGUCAUAUCGAAAUUGUUUUUGGGGUAUUUAGAAACUGCUGUGGGGACUAUGUCGAAGAUGUAUUUCAUACUUAGUGGUUAAUGGAACUUACCACCUUCAUAGAGGAUCGUAUCUUCCUGAAUUGUAUAAUAAGCUUAAGGGAGAAAUAAUUGAUGAUAAAUCUCCCCAGUUCAGAAAACACUGAUGUAAUACAAUCAAUUAUCAGGAGCUUAAAGCAUGUAUUUCCUUUGAGGUAAAACUUGGUCACAACUUCACGAAUACUAGAUACAAAAUCUAAAAUUGUUGAAUUACGUUCCAGUAAUAAAAUCAUAUGUCAUUAACGAGUCAUGUUGUCUGUUAGUUUGAAACGUUUUGCAAUAUUGAAAACUUUAUUUCAUCGCUGCAGCUAAGGUUAUAAAUAAUGUGCUAAAUAUAAAACGUCCAAACGUUCUCAUGGUUAAUUCACAAUAACGUCAUGGUAUAAUAAACGAGACGUAAUAAAAUAUUCCAGGGAGUUUAUCGUCGGUUAACUGCUCUUUCUUACACUGGGACACUGAUUGACAUU
Haliotis rufescens (red abalone) is the source of this 3347-nucleotide messenger RNA. RefSeq names its product CD209 antigen-like protein C. The record is from RefSeq and is a predicted model, not a curated record. NCBI's taxonomy places the organism in Eukaryota, Metazoa, Mollusca, Gastropoda, Lepetellida, Haliotidae. The transcript has 4 exons. Bases 24 to 875 code for a protein of 283 amino acids.